Peromyscus maniculatus bairdii (prairie deer mouse) is the source of this 2261-nucleotide messenger RNA. It is a transcript of the gene Ermn, whose product is annotated as ermin. The record is from RefSeq and is a predicted model, not a curated record. Gene Ontology annotation, biological process: actin filament organization; regulation of cell projection organization; regulation of cell shape. Gene Ontology annotation, cellular component: myelin sheath; paranode region of axon; filopodium. NCBI's taxonomy places the organism in Eukaryota, Metazoa, Chordata, Mammalia, Rodentia, Cricetidae. Gene Ontology annotation, molecular function: actin filament binding.
AACCCUAUCACAUUCAUUGUGAGCCCUGGAAACCUUUAGGACAAAUCUUGUUAUUAGAUGAUGUCAGAGUGAAAGUGUAUGUUUUUAGGAUAGGUUUUGGAACGGUAGGACCUGCAGCAAUAGAUCUUCUCCAAGAUCCAUUCCUUUACUUUCUCAAUUGCUUUCCCUAGAUCAGACCUCAGUGAACAUCAUGGCAGACGCUCCUGUGACACUGAGCGGGACAGAGUGUAAUGGGGACAGACCACCUGAUAAUGACCAACAGUGCAUCAGUCAAACCAGCAAGGACGCAGCUGAUGCAGGGGGGACCCAGACAUAUUACAGCGUUGAACCCAGUCUUGAAGAUGUGCCUGCAAGAGGAAGUCAAGAAGAAAGUGGAAACAGUAAAGGAAGCGUACUACCCGAAGAGCCUGCAGGUGAGAAGAGUCUCCACGAAAACUCAGAAGAGAACCUCUUUGUUGUUCACAAGGCCAUCAGAGAUCUUUCUCUCCAAGAAGCAAGUGCUGAGGACAUGGCAUUCAGAGAAGGGCAUCCAUGGAAGAAGAUUCCUCUGAGCAGCAGUGACCUAGAGAUGAAUACACAGAAGGAAAGGAUCGCCCACCAACCUCUAGAGCACCGAGAAGAUGACAGUACAACCUACCAGGCAGCAGAAAUAGAGUGGUUGGGGUUCCGGAAAUCUACUCCAGUUGACAUAUUGCAUUCUAAAUGUGAUGAGGAACCAGAAGUUUGGAAUGAAGAAAUUAAUGAGGAAGACGUCGACGACUGCAAUGAUGACGAAGAUGAAGUUCGAGUAAUAGAAUUUAAGAGGAAUCACAGCGACGGUUCUCAAUUAAAAGAGGAAAACCAUGCAAGGGAAGACUCCCCGCUAAGCAGCCCCGGCUCCCAGCCAGGGACCCCCGACGAGCAGCCCGUGUUGGGAAAGAAGGGAGAUAUCUCCAGGAAUGCUUAUUCCAGAUACAAUACGAUAUCCUAUCGGAAAAUCAGGAAAGGGAAUACCAAACAGAGAAUUGAUGAAUUUGAGUCGAUGAUGCACUUAUAAACUAAGAGGGACUGAGAAGCGGCAUGAGAGCUAAAGAAAGUUUAACUCCGUUGUGCCUAGAGGUGCCAUGUUGGCGAGAUGUGCAAGCUUAAUGUCUUUUUCACCCUAAAGCAACGUGGAAAUAACCAUAGACAAAAUUCCUUCUGGCAACCUCAAAUCAGGCUUUAGACUAAUUCCUGGGUGUUUGCUUUUAAAAAGUUAAUUAAUAUAGCGUUAUUCGGCAAGCAUUGCCCCAAAGGCAAGUCUGGCGUGAUUUGUCAUUAAAAGUAGUAAUAGUAAGAGAGAGAGUCAAGGGAAAGGAGAACUGUUCAUGUGACUCCCAUAAUUCUUUUGGUGUCUUUCUUUCUUCAGGCCAAUGGGAAGCCUGGGAUUAAACCCCUCCUCCAUUAAACAUGGUUAUUUUUUUUUAUAGAUUCUGCCAGUAACUUUUUUUCCUUUCUGUUUAUCUUCAAAAAAUACCGUGUCUUAAGUGGUUUUCCUUGGCAUCUACUGAGUGAAAAUUCAACAGAUUGCCUUGCUAGGUGUCACCAUUCAGUGAAUUUCCUCACUAAAAUCCUGAGCAAUUGUCAGUCAGAAUUCUGUGUGCUAAAGUGCUAGCUUUAUGCUUUCAAAAUGAAUGAAAUCCAUUGUGAAGUUGCUCCAGGGAGGGGCUAGAUGACUGGUGAGCAAUAGACUAGAGAAUUGUAUUGGACAGCUUUAUUUUUGUUACUGAAAACAAAAUCUUGUCUAGCACAACGGAAAUAAUUAAAAAUAAAAAUGGCAAUUUUAGCACAAUUUUAAGAAAAUGCCUUACUCCAUUACCACCCGUUCUUGUAUUAACAGUAUUUCAAAACCAUUUUCUUUGCUUAGAAAUGAGAGACAAUGGCAGUCAUAACUGUACUAGUUACUAUGAAAAUGCAAAUAAUUAUCUUAGACUAUUUUAGAAGUAGGGUGUGAGCAUACAUAUUUUUAGUGAAAAAGCUGAUAGUGGUGGGGAAUAUAUACUUUAUUGGACCAAAGCCCAAACCAAGAAGCUUAAAAUUGUACUUGUGGAGCUUCACUCCAACCAACAUGUCAAAUAAUGCAUUGAAUAUUUAUGAAAAGAGUAUAUUUAUACUCUUGGAGAGUUUAUUCCACAAAUAUUCAUUUUCUGCUUCUGUAUGUAUUGCUUUGAACUUUCUGUUACCACAGAUAAAAAUAUCUUUUGGAUCCAAAUAAAAGACAAUUCCUUAUUGUCUGAAUGUAA